GUUUGCAGAGCCCGGUCCCUCGCACUCUUGCUCGUUUCUCCCCCGCUUCUCUAUCUGUGCAUCAGUGAGGGAAAGAGAGAACUACCAUUCUCGCAUCUCGAAGAAAUGGCUGUAUUGAUAUCUACGACCACUCUCCCUGCAGCUACGACCAAGCUGAGCUCGAAAGGUUUCAGCAAUAGCAUCAUACAAGAAAAACCAAUCACAGAAAGUCGUAUUUUCACAGGCUUGAGUUUAGAGAUAAACAAAAAACAUAGCAAGAAAGUUUCAUUGGUUAAUUUAGCAGUAAAGCAUAACCAAACAACGAUUGAAACAACUCAGAAAGUUAGUGGGAGAUUUACGCCAAGAAAAUUAGGUAGAAACCCGGUUUUGAGUGAGGGAAGGGAUGAGGAUGAGAACUAUGGGCCUAUUUGUCCUGGUUGUGGGGUCUUUAUGCAAGAUAAGGACCCAAACCUUCCUGGGUAUUAUAUAAAAAGGAGUGUGACAGUCGCAGAGCUGUCAGAGGGUGAGGAAGGCAUGGUGAGUGAGUUAGGGUUUGAAGAUGAAGAAGAGGAGGAGGGGUUUGUGAAUGACAUUGAGGGUGAAUUUGAUGAGAGUGAUGAGGGGGAAGGUGAUUUGGAAACGGAGGAUGAGUUUGAUUGGGAUUCCGAUGAAUUGGAAGCUAAGUUAAUGGAGGAAGAGGAAGAGGAAAAGUUGGAUUUGGAUGGAUUUACUCCGGCGGGGGUUGGUUAUGGUAAUAUUAAUGAGGACACAAUUGAGAAGGCCAAGAAGAAGAAGGUGUCGAAAGCGGAGAAGAAGAGGGUGGCUAGGGAGGCUCAGAAAGAGAAAGAAGAGGUUACAGUGUGUGCUCGGUGUCAUUCACUGAGGAAUUAUGGGCAGGUGAAAAACCAAACGGCUGAAAACUUGAUACCGGAUUUUGAUUUUGAUAGGCUGAUCGCUACCCGGUUGGUGAAACCCGCUGGGAAUGCAAAUGCUACUGUCGUGGUUAUGGUUGUUGAUUGUGUUGAUUUUGAUGGCUCUUUCCCAAAACGGGCAGCAAAAUCGUUGUUUAAGGCAUUGGAAAGAGCCAGAGAUGACCUGAAGCUUAGCAAAAGGUUACCAAAGCUUGUUCUUGUGGCUACAAAGGUUGAUCUUCUGCCAUCGCAAAUUUCACCUGCUAGGUUAGAUAGAUGGGUUCGCCAUCAUGCUAAGGCUGGAGGAGCACCCAAGCUAAGCGGGGUUUAUUUGGUUAGUUCCCAGAAGGAUUUGGGUGUGAAGAAUCUGUUGUCCUUCAUCAAGGAAUUGGCUGGUCCUCGAGGGAAUGUGUGGGUAAUUGGGGCUCAGAAUGCUGGCAAGUCUACUCUAAUCAAUGCAUUUGCAAAGAAAGAAGGGGCAAAAGUUACAAAGCUCACGGAAGCCCCAGUUCCUGGAACAACUCUUGGCAUUUUGAGAAUUGGAGGGAUUUUGUCAGCCAAGGCUAAGAUGUUUGACACUCCUGGACUUCUACAUCCUUAUUUAAUGUCCAUGCGAUUGAACAGGGAUGAGCAGAAGAUGGUGGAAAUACGGAAGGAGCUACGGCCUCGGAGUUAUAGGAUCAAGGCUGGGCAGGCCAUUCAUGUUGGUGGUCUUAUGAGGCUUGAUCUUAGUCAAGCUUCUGUGGAAACAAUUUAUGUCACAAUUUGGGCUUCUCCAAAUGUUUCUCUACACUUGGGAAAGAUAGAAAAUGCUGAUGAGAUUUGGAGAAACCAUGUUGGUGUUAGGUUACAGCCUCCCAUUGGCACAGAACGUGCUUCUGAAUUAGGCAAAUGGGAAGAGAGGGAAGUGAAAGUGUCUGGAACAAGCUGGGAUGUGAAUAGCAUUGACAUUGCAGUGGCUGGUUUAGGUUGGUUCUCUUUAGGUCUCAAAGGUGAAGCAACCUUGACAUUGUGGACAUAUGAUGGCAUUGAAGUAACAUUAAGAGAACCUUUGGUUCUCGACCGAGCGCCAUUUAUUGAGAGACCUGGGUUUUGGUUACCAAAGGCCAUAUCUGUUGCUCUUGGCACCCAAACUAAAGUUGAAGCUCAAAGAAAGAAAAAGCUUCAGGAGGUGAGUACAGAUUUCCUUUCUGAUGUGUCCGUUUGAAGAGAGAAUACAAGAAGAGAAAAAGCCACGACCAGUUUGUUACUUUUCCAUUCAGAUUCAGUAGCAUGAUUGAGCUUGAGGCUGUUAAAAGCUAGCCUAGGUAUUGAUUAGAAAGAAAAAAAAAAAAAAAAGGUUCAUUUCUUCAUGUUAUAUAUAAAGCAUCCAGAUUUUUGGCAGAUGGGUGCAAGUAAAGGAUUUAACUUUCCUAUAUUAAGAGUAGUAAUCUAAAUCAUUGCUGCUGUUAAACUGAUGGAUAAAUGACAUCAAGGGAAGGAAGGGAGUGUGUAAUUAGUGUUGGAUGAGAUGCUAAUCUUUGUAAAUUUAACAUGAAUGAUUGCAAUGCCAGUGUAUAUUAGAUAUUUGAUUAAAUGGUUUUUCUCAUUAGAAAAACUCACUUGAGUUCAUUU
This is a messenger RNA of Corylus avellana, 2504 nucleotides long. RefSeq names its product P-loop containing nucleoside triphosphate hydrolases superfamily protein (gene BPG2). Gene Ontology annotation, biological process: chloroplast rRNA processing; brassinosteroid mediated signaling pathway. Gene Ontology annotation, molecular function: GTP binding. Gene Ontology annotation, cellular component: chloroplast stroma; mitochondrion. The record is from RefSeq and is a predicted model, not a curated record. NCBI's taxonomy places the organism in Eukaryota, Viridiplantae, Streptophyta, Magnoliopsida, Fagales, Betulaceae.